Messenger RNA from Prunus armeniaca (apricot), 702 nucleotides. NCBI's taxonomy places the organism in Eukaryota, Viridiplantae, Streptophyta, Magnoliopsida, Rosales, Rosaceae. The record is from the annotation of a GenBank genome assembly.
AUGGGGGCAAAAGAGUUCCAUGGUAGUUCAGAUCCUGCUGAGGCCGAUGCUUGGCUUACGGAUGUCGAGCGGAUAUUUGAGGUUUUACAGUGCCUUGAUGGAGAUAGGGUUCGGUUGGCCACCUUCCUUCUAAAGGGGAAUGCUUAUCACUGGUGGAAGACAGUCCGCAGAGGGUAUGCUAACCAUGCUGCCCUUACUUGGGAAAAGUUUCAGAGGGUAUUCUUUGAUCAAUUCUACCCGCGUUCUUACAAGAAUGUGAAGAAGUCUGAGUUCUUGCAUCUGAAGCAAGGACAAAUGUCCAUACUGGAAUAUGAGCAUAAAUUUAAUGAGCUGUCCAGGUUUGCACCUGAGUUGGUAACCACAGAGGAAGACAAGUGUACACGCUUUGAAGAGGGUCUGUGGUUAGAUAUUCAGGCUGUGGUCACUGCCACCACAUAUCCUACCAUGAGAGCCUUGGCCCAAGCAGCGGAUAGAGUGGCCAAGAAGUACAGUUUGGAUGCAGGUAUUGGUAGGCGCUACAGGGAUUCAUCACGCUUUGGUGGGCUGAGUCGGGUUCCAUCAAAGAGGGGUGGAUCCAGUUUUAGUUUUGCUGGUAGUGGUUGGUCUGGAGGACGUGGGUCCAGUUCAGGCAGUGGGAGGUCUUGGCUCUUGACCAGUUUGGAGCCAGCACUUGGGACAGCAGACUAUGGCCAAUACAGCUAG